GUCAGCCGUCUGUGAGCAGGAGUCAAGGUUGGCCUGACCCUUUCCCUAUUCCCCUAUUUCCACAUGAUAUAGAACUCCAGUUGGCUGAGGGAAAUCGUCGUUACAUAAGAGAUGGAUCUCUGAUGACUGUGCUCAAAGGGUUUAAAAGUGUAAUUUUAGAAAUUCUAGCUGACAAUAUGUCCAAAAUUACAGCGUAUCCUGAAAAGAGGCACUACGAAAUGGUUGCCAAGGCCCUUACAGAGAAACACCCAUGCCUGAAGCAAGUAGGACAAGAGAAAGGAUGGUUUGCCUGGUUCUAUAGUUUAAGAUUCAAAUUUGGCAACUAUCGGCAUAAAUUGGCUGAAGCAGGAUGCCCAGAAGUGAUCGUUAACAAAAGAAAAGGAAGUGGUGAAAAAGGGAAGCGUCUAAAGAAAUCGAAGAAGGGGGAAAUAAACUACUUACCUGAUCCAUCUGAAGGCGAUUUAACUGAAAACGGAGAAGAGGAAAGAAAUCCAAUUGUGACGGAAAUACAAAAAAGGGAACCCGACUGGAAUAUUCUUGAUGACUUGAUGGACAGAACCUUCUCUGUCCGUCGACAGGAAGUAGUUGGAGACCAGCCACUUAUAGCAGAUGUCCAAAACAGAUGGCCAGCACUGUUUACCCAGAGACAGGUCAUGGCUGAGUUCAAGAGAAUCGUCACAAAAAACCUCCUUGAAUCUUACCUGGAUGGGCUCGAUGGCCUGGUUCAGCCACUUCUUGAUGCGUACAAAGUUGCAUCUGGAAAAAAACAGGCACUCAGAGACAUUUUGGACAGCCUUGAAAAAGAAGACUCGAACAUGAGGAUGAGGACUGCAGCCAUACUGGGACUGCCACACUACAUCUCUGAAGAGCCGUGUAAUAUCUUCAGGAUGUGUGAUGUACAUCACGGUACAAUGGCGGCUGCCAUGCAGGGGAUGGACGUCGGCCUGCUUAUUGGAUAUGAAGGUGCUCAUCAGAAUGGAUUCCCUUUGAACAUCUUUAACGUGGCUAUUGUCGUGGAGGAAACACCGGUCAUGCACAAUUUUGAUGAUGUGCCAUCUGCCAUGGCCAUGCUGAUGGGUGUCAUAUAUUGUGUGAACUUAGAAUACCCGAAAGCUAUGAAGUAUUCUUUUGAAUUCAUGCAGAGGGUCAUCCUCAACAUCCAUCCAGAGGAGGCUUCUCCGAAGGUUAAUGGUCUAAGAAACAAGCUUCUCAGGAACACUAUAUAAAGUAUGUGCACCUCAUUUUAAAACGAUGCUAUGUACACCAUAGCUAUACACUCUGUUUUAUUAUUUGAUAUGGAAACGCUGGUUUUGCUAUAGAGGAUCGCUGAGGGGAAGGUUGCUUUUAUCUGUUUUGUAAACUUGCCCAGUACAGGGUUAUUGUUAAGGUUAGAGUUUGGACACUUGUUGCCAUCAGCGGUCAUAAUAACCCUAAAUCUGAGGAUUCGUUCAUUCGAGGACAACGUUUAGUCUGCUUUAGUGUGGUAGGUUGGGUUGGUCUGCACACACACGUUACAAACUGUUACCAUUACUUGUUUUUACUACUAGUGUCCAGGUCAGAGGCUGUCAAGGUGACGUUUAUGCAUUUCCUGGUCAGCAGAGAGGAGCAGAUCUACACUGCCAGCUGACCUUUGAACCAGUCUUUCCUCUCUCUGUUUGUCUCUCUCACACACGCACGCUCGCACACACACACACUCACUCACUCUCACACACACAUUCUCUCUCACUGAUGCACCCACGCUCGCUCAC
Alosa sapidissima (American shad) is the source of this 1748-nucleotide messenger RNA. RefSeq lists its product as uncharacterized. The transcript has 4 exons. NCBI's taxonomy places the organism in Eukaryota, Metazoa, Chordata, Actinopteri, Clupeiformes, Clupeidae. The record is from RefSeq and is a predicted model, not a curated record. The coding region runs from base 123 to 1226 and encodes 367 amino acids.